AAGGAAUUACGGGGAGGAGUCGCCACACUCGACGACCUUGCUUUGACAUUGGGAGGUUAACUCGCGAUUUCAAGUCCUCGCGCUCAUCAAACGACGGUCGAUUGCACGACGUUACUUAUUCCGUUAAUAAGAGGUUAAUAAGAGGUCUUGUAUCCGGCGAUAUUCCCGUUUUCUUUGAAAGCACCGCGUUAAACAAGACUACAAAGAAAAACACUGUCGUUAUGGCACUCAACAAGCUUAGCAUUGAUAAAGUGGACUUGACGGAUAAGAGGGUGCUAAUACGGGUUGACUUCAAUGUUCCGCUGAAAGAGGGCAAAAUAACAAACAAUCAGAGAAUCGUUGCUGCGUUGGAUACGGUGAAAUAUGCAAUUGACAAGAAAGCCAAGUCGAUUGUUCUCAUGUCUCAUUUGGGUCGACCGGAUGGAAAGAGAGAUGAGAAAUAUACGUUAAAACCUGUGGCUGAAGAGCUGAAAACUCUGUUAGAAAGAGAAAUUGUGUUUUUGAAUGAUUGUGUGGGAUCUGAGGUAGAAGCUGCUUGUGCUAAUCCAGCACCUGGUACUGUAAUUUUAUUAGAAAAUUUGAGAUUUCAUAUUGAAGAAGAAGGAAAAGGAGUUGGUUCUGAUGGAAGUAAGGUCAAAGCUGAUAAAGACAAGGUUACUGAAUUCAGAGCAUCUUUAAGAAAACUAGGAGAUGUGUAUAUUAAUGAUGCCUUUGGAACUGCUCAUCGCGCUCACAGUUCCAUGAUGGGAGAUGGAUUUGAUAUAAGAGCUAGUGGUUUUCUACUGAAGAAAGAACUCGAGUACUUUGCGAAAGCUCUAGAUAAUCCAGAAAGACCAUUUUUAGCCAUACUUGGAGGAGCUAAAAUUGCUGAUAAAAUUCAACUAAUUAAUAAUUUGCUUGAUAAAGUAAAUGAAAUGAUUAUCGGAGGUGGUAUGGCUUUCACAUUUUUAAAAGUAUCCAAAAACAUGAAGAUUGGAAGUUCCUUAUUUGAUGAAGAAGGUUCAAAAAUCGUGAACGACUUGUUGGACAAAGCGAAAAAGAACAAUGUUCAGAUACAUUUACCUGUAGAUUUUGUGACUGCAGAUAAAUUCGCGGAAAAUGCUGCGGUAGGAGCUGCGGAUAUUGAAAAUGGUAUACCUGACGGAUGGAUGGGUCUCGAUGUUGGCCCAAAAUCGAGAGAAUUGUUUGCUGAGCCGAUUAAGAGAGCAAAAGUUAUAGUGUGGAACGGUCCACCGGGAGUGUUUGAAUUCGAGAACUUUAGCAAAGGCACGAAGAGUCUAAUGGAUAAUGUCGUUGAAGCUACAACUCGUGGAACAAUCACUAUUAUUGGAGGCGGAGAUACGGCAACGUGCGCGGCUAAAUGGAAAACGGAGGAUAAAGUGAGCCACGUGAGCACUGGCGGUGGCGCGAGUCUAGAACUUUUGGAGGGCAAAGUGUUGCCCGGAGUCGCCGCUCUUUCUCCAUCGUAAAUCAGAUUUUCCUUGUAACGAAUCUUCCUGUAAAAACAACAUCCUUGUCAAAAAAAAACUUUCCCGUUUCAUGUGAAAUGAGUAAAAACAAGAAUAGAGUAGAGGCUAUUCAUUAUCUCUGAUUUAUCAGAGUGUAAUUCCUCCUUGGAACUCCAGCAUUCUUUUAAUAGAGAAAAGAAGAAAGAAUAGAAUUGUAUUUUCGUGCUUGAUUGUAGAAUGUUACAAGAAAGUGAGUAUAUAAUUAUCUAUAAUUGUACAACGCAGAAUAUGUAUGUGUUAUACAUAAAAACUAUUUAUACGUGCAUAAAUUAAGAAAAUAUAAAAAUCGAUGAUUAUACACACUAAUUAUUAAGUAAUUAUGAACAAAGAGUCAAGCGUUGUUAAGAUGUAAUUAUCUCCGCACGGUAAAAAGUUCACUUAUAGUUUCACGAACUUGAGAUUCGGCUCCAAUCAUGUUGAUAAUAAAGUGUAGAUAUUUA
Molecule: messenger RNA, 1948 nt
Organism: Pseudomyrmex gracilis
Lineage: Eukaryota; Metazoa; Arthropoda; Insecta; Hymenoptera; Formicidae
Gene: Pgk
Product: phosphoglycerate kinase
Exons: 5
Coding region: 222-1469 (415 amino acids)
Biological process (GO): gluconeogenesis; glycolytic process
Cellular component (GO): cytosol
Molecular function (GO): phosphoglycerate kinase activity; ATP binding; ADP binding
Source: RefSeq, a predicted model, not a curated record